This is a messenger RNA of Purpureocillium lilacinum, 1848 nucleotides long. RefSeq lists its product as uncharacterized. The record is from RefSeq and is a predicted model, not a curated record. Lineage: Eukaryota; Fungi; Ascomycota; Sordariomycetes; Hypocreales; Ophiocordycipitaceae.
AUGAUCAAAGCCCAGCUUCGGCAGUGGAUGCCCCUGCAGCGCAUCAUCCCCGUCCGGCUGCGCUUCAUCGUCGUCCCCGCGCUGGUCUGGUUCAUACUCGGCACCAUCUUCCUCGCCUCCCGCCAUGGCAGCCGCCUCGCCGGCCUCGUGCCCCUGACGGGACAGCACCUCUUCGGCGGCGGCUCGCACACCCAUCGCCUGCCGCCCCCGACGACGUCGCGCAAACUGCCUCCGCGCGUGCCGUGUCGGGGCCCGCGAGGCCAUCUGCUGUCGCACAGUCCGGACGAUGACCUGCAGUACGGCGAUCUGCGCGAGACAUCGUACCCCAUCCCCUUUGUCGGCUCGCAGCGCGAACUCGGACUCGAUAAGACAUGGAUGACGGCCGACGGACGAUACGGCCCGUACGGCUUCGGCGAAGAUAAGGACGGAUACAAUCGAUCCCGCGUCGACUGGGACAAGAUCGAUUGGGGCAAGCUGCAGGACGAAUGCUUCAAGAGCAACGCGAAGCGGUUCCCGCAAGCGGCCCCUUCGGUCCAGCUGCGCAACGACGUGCGCUUCACAAUCACCAACCAUACUCAGCUGGCGAGCCUGGCGCCCGCCUGGGACGCGUUCAACAGCACCCGCCGGACGGCGCUCGUCGUGCGCAGCUAUGCCGGCUUCAAGUACAAGGCCGAGGACCUGUGGAACCUCCGCUCGCUCAUCGUCGAAGCGUCAUUACGCACGGGAGGCGAGUACGCCGUCGUGCUGCUCGUCGACGUCCAGGACGAGAGCAAGAAAAUCUUUGAGUCCAAGGCCAACUACGACGCGGCCUUUGCGGCCAUGGGCCUGCCGCCCGAGCUGCGGUCCAUUGCCGUGCUCUGGGACGACAGCCUGCUCAAGUCGUGGUACGCGGCUGUUGAGGAGCAUAGGACAAUGUGGGCGGUCAACCAGCCUCUGCAGCUCUUCGCGCUGCACUACCCCGAAUUCGACCACUACUGGCAAGUCGAGCUCGACCAGCGCUUCACGGGCGACGCGGGCCAAUACCUCGAUACGGUAUCGACGUGGGCGCGCAACGAGCCGCGCAAGCAGGCACUCGAGCGCGCCACGUACGCCUUCAGCGAGGAGAUUCACGGCACAUAUCAGGACCUGACGGAGCAGGUCGACGCCGUCAACAAGGGCCAGUCGCGGGCCUGGGGGCCAGUACGCAUCCCAGACAUCGACCCCAUCGGCCCGGUGCCGCCCUUUGAGCGCCCCGAGGACGACGAGUUCAUCUGGGGCGUGGGCGAGGACGCCGACGUCAUCGUCACGAGCUUCUGCGCCGACGUGCGCCAAGUCGAGUGGGUGUUCAAGAACUACAUCAAGGGGUUCGAGCAGGGCGAGGAGACGCCGCGGUGGUGGUGCCCGCCGGCCGUGAUGCGCGCGAGCCGCACGCUGCUGCUCUCGGUGCACCAGUCGCAGCACGAGCACGGCAUGAGCCUGCCCAGCGAGGCGGUGCUGCCGACGUGGGCGCUGUGGCACGGCCUCAAGCUCAGCUACCCGCCGCAGCCGGCCUACAUGCGCCCGCACGAGCCCGAGUUCGAGGACUUCAAGGACGACUGGGUGCGCGACCCGGCGCGGUGGCUCAACACGACGACGACGCCCUGGUUCGGCAACGACCCGGCCCACUCCGAGGACGGGCUCUCGCACGGCGACCCCCAGAGCUUCGCCGACCGCGGGCUCACCUGGUGGUGGACGGCCGCCUGGCCGCGCAAGAUCAUGGACGUGUGGUUCGCCGGCGACACCCACGACGACAAGAUGCCCAGCAUGCUGCGCGUGCAGGACGGCAAGGUGUACAUCCCCAACAUGGCCAUGCACCCCGUCAAGACAUGA